UCUCCCCAGGAGCCAGGAGUAACAAAAGCUACCAAUGGGCUCCACAAAGCUCAUUGCCAUGGCAGCGACUCUUCUACCCGCUUUCCUCGCCCUCCAUCUACACGCCCCAGCAGCAAUGGCCACCGCGGCAGGAAGCUCCAACUCCAACCUCUUCCGCGACUACAUCGGCGCCCUCUACAACGGCGUCAGGUUCGCCGACGUGCCGGUCGACCCGCGCGCCCGGUUCGACUUCAUCCUCGCUUUCGUCAUCGACUACACCACCGCGACGGAGCCCCCGUCCCCGACCAACGGCCGGUUCAACGUCUUCUGGCAGGACACGGUGCUCACCCCUGACGCGGUCGCCGAGGUCAAGCGGCGGAACCCCAACGUGCGCGUGGCCGUCAGCCUCGGCGGCGCCACGGUCAACGGCAGGCCCGUGUUCUUCAACGUCACCUCCAGCGUCGACUCCUGGGUCCGCAACGCCGUCGACUCGCUCACCGGCAUCAUUUGGCGGUACGGCCUGGACGGCAUCGACAUCGACUACGAGCAGUUCCAGGUGGACCCGGCCACCUUCGCCGAGUGCGCCGGCCGUCUCGUGGCGGCGCUCAAGAGCAGCGGCGUCAUCAGGUUCGCGUCCAUCGCGCCGUACGGCAACGCCGACGUGCAGCGCUACUACCGGACGCUGUGGGCGGCGCACGGGGCCGCCAUAGACUACGUCAACUUCCAGUUCUACGCCUACGGCGCUAGCACCACCGCGGCGAAGUACGUCAGCCUCUUCGACGAGCAGAUCGCCAACUACCCUGGAGCCAACAUCCUGGCCAGCUUCACCACGGCGGCGACGAACACCUCGGUGCCGGUGGACACUGCGCUUAGUGCUUGCCGGACUCUGCAGGGGCAGGGCAAGCUCUACGGCAUCUUUGUCUGGGCUGCAGACCAUUCCAGGAAUCAAGGAUUCAAGUAUGAGACAGAGUCGCAGGCCCUGUUGACUGAUGCCACCACUUACUAGUUACCCACAGCUUCUUGGUUUGAGUAUAUCGAUUUUUUAGUGAAAUCAUAUGGAAUAAAACGAGCAUCCGAUUUUAAUUG
Messenger RNA from Triticum aestivum (bread wheat), 1065 nucleotides. Its product is annotated as chitinase 2-like. The record is from RefSeq and is a predicted model, not a curated record. Lineage: Eukaryota; Viridiplantae; Streptophyta; Magnoliopsida; Poales; Poaceae. The transcript has a single exon. Gene Ontology annotation, molecular function: hydrolase activity, hydrolyzing O-glycosyl compounds. The coding region runs from base 35 to 985 and encodes 316 amino acids. Gene Ontology annotation, biological process: carbohydrate metabolic process.